Messenger RNA from Cucumis melo (muskmelon), 1307 nucleotides. RefSeq lists its product as uncharacterized. The record is from RefSeq and is a predicted model, not a curated record. Gene Ontology annotation, biological process: endocytosis. Bases 214 to 1077 code for a protein of 287 amino acids. Gene Ontology annotation, cellular component: membrane; clathrin vesicle coat. NCBI's taxonomy places the organism in Eukaryota, Viridiplantae, Streptophyta, Magnoliopsida, Cucurbitales, Cucurbitaceae. The transcript is spliced from 3 exons.
GUAAAAUGGGAUAUGACAUAGUGUUGACCUCUUGAGGAACACCAUUCUUCGAAGCCACGUCUGUGUUUUCUGUUUCUUAUACUUUCUUCUCAAAUUUCACCUUAAUUCCUUCAAUAAAUUCAAUUCUUUUGAACAACCCAUUUCUCCCGAUUCCUUUUCUUUGAAGAUUUCCUCAACCCCUUCUCAAUCGAUCUCACAUUCCCAGAUUUCACCAUGUCGUUUGAGGAGGAUGAUGAGACCUUCGAGCACACUCUCCUUGUUGUUCGUGAGGUUUCCGUCUACAAAAUCCCUCCUCGAACCACAUCCGGUGGCUGCAAGUGCGGUGAGUGGCUUCAAUCCGACAAGAUCUGGUCCGGCCGCCUUCGUGUUGUGUCCUGUAAGGACCGAUGUGAGAUCCGAUUGGAAGAUCCCAACUCCGGCGAACUUUUUGCUGCUUGUUUUGUUAAUCCGGGUCAGCGGGAAAGCUCCGUAGAGACCGUUCUUGACUCUUCUCGAUACUUCGUUUUGAAGAUCGAGGAUGGCCGGGGAAAGCACGCUUUUGUAGGGUUAGGUUUUGCCGAACGAAAUGAAGCUUUUGAUUUCAAUGUGGCAUUGUCUGACCAUGAGAAGUACGUUAGGAGGGAUCUUGAGAAGGAUCCGACUAGUGGCGGCAACGGCAGCUGCAGCGGCGGCGAUGCUAAUGAAGAAAGCCAAAUUGAUAUCCAUCCUGCUGUGAAUCACAGAUUAAAGGAAGGUGAAACAAUUAGGAUCAAUGUGAAGCAUAAACCAUCCAGUGGAACUGGUAUGCUCUCAGCUGCAGGAUUGUCAGGGUCUGGUAGUGGAAAGUCAAAAACUCUAACUCUUGCUCCACCACCAACUGGAGCUAGGAAAAUCAGUACUCCUCUUCCACCCCCUCCAAACGAUCCAGCUGCACGGAAGUUAUCUGCCAGCACGUGCCGUGGUGUCAGUCAUGAAGGAAAAAAGGACAAUGUAAGCAAUGCAACCGACCCUUUAUCAGAUCUUUCCCAACUUGAGAGAAAUCUUCCUUCUGCUCCAGGUUCGACAAAAGCAGCAGCAUCAGGAUGGGCAGCAUUCUGAUCAAUGUAUGCUGGUGGUGUUAUUAAAAAACGAAAAAAACAAAAAAAACAAAAAGUCUUAGUUUGAUGUAAUCUUCAUUUUUUUGUUCAUCUUGAGGGUGAAAUGAGAGGGGAGGAAAAAAGGUGAAAGGGAAGUUAUAAGUGAUAAUACCAAAUUGGAAAAUAAUCUUCGGAAUACAUAUGUAUGCUUCUCCCGUUAUUUUCCCUAUUGAUCUUGAGUUGUCUUUUCUA